AUGGACCUCCACCGAGCAGCGUUCAAAAUGGAGAGCUCCUCCUACCUGCCCAAUCCCCUGGCCUCUCCAGCUCUCAUGGUCCUGGCCUCCACAGCUGAAGCGUCCAGAGAUGCCUCAAUCCCCUGCCAACAGCCACGGCCCUUUGGAGUCCCAGUCUCAGUUGAGAAAGAUGUCCAUUUGCCUUUCAACAAUGGCUCUUACACCUUUGCUUCAAUGUACCAUCGCCAAGGUGCGGUCCCCCCUGGAUUCCCCAACAGGGACUUUCCCCCUUCUCUGCUCCAUCUGCACCAUCAAUUUGCUCCACCAAACCUGGACUGCUCUCCCAUCAGCAUGCUCAACCACAGUGGGGUCGGUGCCUUUAGGCCCUUUGCAUCUCCAGAGGACCGUGAUGGAGCUCCAGGGGGCUAUCAGUCUGCAUUCACUCCUGCCAAGAGACUCAAAGGCUGCUUAGACCCAGAUGCCUCACCCCACCUGCGAUACUCUGAUGCUGAGGGCAAAGAGUACGACUUUGGAGGUUCCCAGAUCCCCACCGGAGGCUCUCCCAGCAGCGCUCUGAAGGCCGUGGAGGAGAGCGGGAAAAAGAUCUUCGCCGUGUCGGGCCUUUUGUCAGACCGAGAGACAUCGUCCAGCCCAGAAGACCGCAUCGAACGCUGCACUCAGAGCACCCGUGGGCGACUCUUCAAUAAGCCCUCUCAAAUCCCCCCUCUGCACCUGAAGGCACGUUAG
Knipowitschia caucasica is the source of this 726-nucleotide messenger RNA. Lineage: Eukaryota; Metazoa; Chordata; Actinopteri; Gobiiformes; Gobiidae. The record is from the annotation of a GenBank genome assembly.